This is a messenger RNA of Thalassophryne amazonica, 1198 nucleotides long. Its product is annotated as adenosine receptor A3-like. Gene Ontology annotation, biological process: G protein-coupled adenosine receptor signaling pathway. Gene Ontology annotation, cellular component: dendrite; synapse; membrane. The record is from RefSeq and is a predicted model, not a curated record. Gene Ontology annotation, molecular function: G protein-coupled adenosine receptor activity. NCBI's taxonomy places the organism in Eukaryota, Metazoa, Chordata, Actinopteri, Batrachoidiformes, Batrachoididae. The transcript has 2 exons. The coding region runs from base 182 to 1177 and encodes 331 amino acids.
AAGCAUCCACACACAAAGUAAGGAGCAAAAUAUUAAAAUCUUAAAAAAAAAAAAAAAAAAAAAAAGAUGACAUGGAUGGCAACUUCCUCAAAUGUUUCACAACACAGAGAUGAAUGAUUGGUGUCACAGCACAUGAGGUGUUACUUUCACAAAGGCACGUAAGGCAAGAUUACCAGGAAGCAUGAUGGCUGCAGCCAAAGUGAUCUACACGGUGGUGGAGGUGCUCAUUGCUGUCGGCUGCUGUGUGGGCAAUAUUUUUGUUAUUGUGGCCGUCUUGGUGAGUAAAAGCCUGCAGGAGCCCACCUUCUACUUCAUCGUCUCCCUGGCUGUGGCUGAUUUUUUGGUCGGCUGUGUGGCCAUACCGCUGGCCGUGCUGGUGGACGACCGGGUGCACACUUCAUUCUACACUUGUCUCUUCAUCAGCUGCUUGGUCGUCCUCUUGACCCUCGUCUCAGUUUUGUCCCUGGUGGCUAUUGCGGUGGAUCGAUUCCUCCGGGUUUAUAUCCCUCUCAGGUACAGAAGGGCAGUAACGCAGAGAUACUCAUGGAUUAUUGUGGCGGCGUGCUGGACCGUUGCAAUACUGAUCAGUUUAAUUCCGAUGUUUGGAUGGUACAACCAAAAAACCUUUGAAACAUUUUCUUCUGCAGUCAACUCAACACAGCCACUAACUAUGAUGUGCAGGUUUAUCGACGUCAUCCCCUUGUCAUACCUGGUGUAUUUUAACUUCUUCCUGUGCUUCCUGACUCCUCUGUUGGUCAUGUCGGCGCUCUACUGCUAUAUCUUCUACACCAUCCGAGGAAGCCUACGAGAGAAACAAGGGAACGGCACUGUACCUCAAUGUGAUAACUACUUGAGGAAAGAGAAACAGUUGGCGGGAUCUUUGUCUCUGGUCAUGGUCCUGUUUGCGUUCUGCUGGCUCCCUCUGCACAUUAUGAACUCUGUUGACUACUUUGGGAAAUCACCUGUGCCAUUGGAAGCAGUGUACACGGGCAUCCUGCUGUCACACCUCAACUCAGCCAUCAACCCAAUUGUGUACGCGUUCAAAAUCCCUAAGAUCAAGUCCGCUUACCUGAUGAUAUGGAGACGGUGUAUUACAUGUGGAAAAGAAAAAACAAGACCUCAGAGAAUGAUAAGCAUCAACAAUCUCAGCAUGAUGGACAAUAACAGCAUUUCCUAAAAUGGCUGAGGGUUUCCCUUU